AUGGAAUCUCCUUUGGAACUCUUCUCUCUCUCCUGGGGAGUUUAUCCUCGACGAGUUCUCAUCUAUCUCGCAGAGAAGGGUCUUCUCAAAUCGCCCCUCAUCAAGUUCACAGAAGUGGAUGUAUCGCAAGAAGGCAAACUCACUGCUCCCGGCAAACCAGCUGGAUCAGUACCCGUUCUGCGACUCCCUGACGGAACCUUUAUCAAACAAUCAAUCGCCAUCCUGGAGUAUUUCGAAGACAUCUGCCAGAAUCCUGCAGAGCCUUGGCAAGUUGAACUGUCCAAGACUGCAAAGAAUAGCAGCAUGCUUGGACAGACUGCACAAGAAAAAGCACGAGUCAGGGAGAUACUCUCACUCGCCGAUGAAGUCACUAGCCAGUUUGGUUUCGCUUGUCACAAGGGCACAGCACUCUUUAAUAUGCUUGAAGAGACUCAUCCCGUCACGGCGAAACUUGUCCUUGAGUACUGUCAAAAGAACCUGAAACUCAUUGAACGAUACUACGUGGAUGAUCCUCGGUUUAGCAGCGACGGAAACGCUACCGUUGCUGACUGCGUUCUAUACUCGGUUCUGCACUUUGCCAAGGACCUGUAUGCGCUGGACCUCCUGGCUGAUCCUGAGUUGGCUAGCUUGCGGGCAUUUUAUAAAUGGUUUGGGGGGAGGAAAAGUGUUCAGGUGGCUGAUGAUCACUUCCCACAGCAGAUCAAGGAAUUAUCCAGCCAGUGGCUUCCCUUGGAAUGA
Fusarium sp. VM40 is the source of this 738-nucleotide messenger RNA. Lineage: Eukaryota; Fungi; Ascomycota; Sordariomycetes; Hypocreales; Nectriaceae. The record is from the annotation of a GenBank genome assembly.